Molecule: messenger RNA, 447 nt
Organism: Fusarium coffeatum
Lineage: Eukaryota; Fungi; Ascomycota; Sordariomycetes; Hypocreales; Nectriaceae
Exons: 3
Coding region: 1-447 (148 amino acids)
Source: RefSeq, a predicted model, not a curated record
AUGGUUCGCCCUAUCCUUCUCGUCAGUGCCCUUUUCGCUGCCAUCACCAUGGCAGCCCCUACCACCGAAGUUGAAGAGUCUACCGUUGAGAAGACUCAAGUCAACGACGAUGACGCGCCCAUAGAACUCUCGAGCUACCGCCAGAGCUGCCGUUCGUGCCAUCUUACCACUUCCAACGGACCAGCUCUUAGCUGCGAAUGCGACAACGGCUCAGGCGGCUGGCCCAGGGAUACCCUCAGACUUAACCCUUGCCUUGGCAAUGAUAACGGUUGGCUCAGGUGGCAGACCAAUGGGGGUUUUGGCGGGUCGUGCAACAGACUGAGUCUAGAUUCGGAUAGCAGACUCAGCGUUAGAUGCAGAACCAUCAGUGGAAACUGGAACCCUUCCUCUGUUGUACUUAACGAAAGGAUCCACAACGAUAGAGGUCGGCUGUGGUGUGGUAUUUAA